AUGGAGACCGUUAAGAACGCCGCCAACUACGUCGCUGAGACUGUUAAGGGCACAGACGCCACUGCCUCAAAGGAAGUCAACAAGAACGUCGCCAAGGACUCCGAUGCUGGUCUCGGUACCCGGGCUCAGGCUGCCAAAGACGCAGUCGGCAAUAAGGUUGAUGAGAAGAAGCACGACACCAAGGCUGAUGUGCACAAGGAGGCUGCCAAGCACUAA
Penicillium malachiteum is the source of this 216-nucleotide messenger RNA. Its product is annotated as Glucose-repressible protein. The record is from RefSeq and is a predicted model, not a curated record. The transcript has 3 exons. Lineage: Eukaryota; Fungi; Ascomycota; Eurotiomycetes; Eurotiales; Aspergillaceae. The coding region runs from base 1 to 216 and encodes 71 amino acids.